CAAAGGCAAGAGAACGAUACACAAAUACCAACAUACGAAUUUUUUUUUAGCAUACCAAAAUUUACAUGUUCACAUAUAUAGAUAUAUAGAUAUACAUAGAUAAGAGACAGAAAGCUAGAGAGAGGAGAGAGAAAUGGUGGGCUCGGGAGGAGGAGGAAGCGGUGGAGGAGGAGCAGAUCAUCAUCACCAACAUCAUCAUCAUCACCAUCACCAUCGUCAUAAUAAUCAUCAACAAAGGAGCAAAGAAGCCGUGGGCAUGGUGGCCCUCCACGAGGCCCUUCGAACCGUUUGUCUUAACUCCGACUGGACUUACUCUGUCUUCUGGUCCAUCCGUCCUCGUCCGAGAGUUCGUGGUGGUAACGGCUGCAAGGUUGGAGACGACAAUGGAAGCCUGAUGUUGAUGUGGGAAGAUGGAUUCUGCCGAGGAAGAGGAAGUGGAGAUCAUUGCUUCGGAGACAUGGACGGAGAAGAUCCUGUCCGAAAGGCUUUCAGCAAAAUGUCCAUCCAACUAUAUAAUUAUGGCGAAGGGUUGAUGGGGAAGGUUGCUUCGGAUAAAUGCCAUAAAUGGGUAUUCAAGGAACAAACCGAAUCCGAAUCCAAUGCUUCUAGCUAUUGGCAGAGUUCUUUCGACGCUAUUCCCCCGGAAUGGAACGAUCAAUUCGAGUCGGGAAUUCAGACGAUAGCAGUUAUUCAAGCAGGUCAUGGGCUGUUGCAACUUGGUUCUUGCAAGAUUGUACCAGAGGAUUUACACUUUGUGCUAAGGAUGAGGCACACGUUCGAAUCAAUCGGCUACCAAUCCGGAUUUUACCUUUCUCAACUCUUUUCUUCGAACCGAACCACUUCCCCUUCACCUUCGCCAUCGCAUUCCACACUCAUCGGCUCAAACCAUCCAAUCAUCGCACCGCCGGCUCAGCCACAGCAUCUUCCGGUAUACAACUGGGCGAACCAGCGGCCGAUGGUCCCACCACAACUCCCCGUCCCGACCUUGCCGAACUUCCAUACGCAUCUGCCGUUCCCACAACCCAACAAAGAGCAAGAACCCGACGUGAAAUGGCCAAACGGGUUAUCAUUCUUCAAUGCGUUGACCGACAACGUCAACGCGAAGCUUCUGUUCGGUUCAGAGGGAUUAGGGGACAAACCGGAUCAUCAAAACCAGAAUCAGAAUCAGAAUCAAGACCAGAGUAGUUCUGAGAACCAAGCGAACCCGACCGAGUUCUUGAGCCUUGAUAGUCAACGGAACAUGACUUUCUUGGAGUGACAUAGUUUUUGUCGGUAAUCUAAGCUUAGUUGCUUUUGUUCUUGUUGUCGUUUCCAUGGUUUCUUUUGGUUUGGUCUCUACGUAUUAGUUACUGUUGGAUGGCCGUUUUUUUUUUACUUAACGAAAGUUUUUUUUCCUUUAAAAUGUUCCAUGCAAGUUACGUUUACGUGAAAUCUUUUUCUUCUU
This is a messenger RNA of Tarenaya hassleriana, 1444 nucleotides long. RefSeq lists its product as uncharacterized. Bases 134 to 1258 code for a protein of 374 amino acids. The transcript has 7 exons. The record is from RefSeq and is a predicted model, not a curated record. Lineage: Eukaryota; Viridiplantae; Streptophyta; Magnoliopsida; Brassicales; Cleomaceae.